Chrysochloris asiatica (Cape golden mole) is the source of this 1554-nucleotide messenger RNA. Its product is annotated as protein FAM124A-like. The record is from RefSeq and is a predicted model, not a curated record. The transcript has 4 exons. Lineage: Eukaryota; Metazoa; Chordata; Mammalia; Afrosoricida; Chrysochloridae. The coding region runs from base 1 to 1554 and encodes 517 amino acids.
AUGGACCCCAAGGUGGGCGGCGGCUUCGGCGGCGAGGAGGAUGACUGCGUGGACUCGGGCGCCGAGACUGGAGGGUCUGACUACAGCCACAUGUCCUCCGCUAGCAGUGAUCUCUCUGUGGAAGAGGCUCAGGACCCGUUCCUGGUCAGCAUCCACAUAAUAGCAGACCCGGGAGAAUCCCAGCACCUGCAGGAGGCCAUUGGCAAGGUCUUGGCUUGGAUUCACCCAGACCUCCAGCUCUUCCGAGUCUCUGAGAGGAGGGCUUGUCGGAGGCGGAAGAAGGUCCCGAAAGCUGCGCAGCCGGCCCUGGCGGUGGUUCUCUUCCUGCAGGAGGAGUACGGAGAGGAGCAGAUCCUGCAGCUGCACGGCACACUGCAGCGGCCGCCCUGGCACUUCCACCACACGGAGCGCGUGCACGGCCGCUUCCUGCCCUACCUGCCCUGCAGCCAGGACUUCUUCACCCUGGCUCCGGGGACCCCGCUCUGGGCUAUCCGGCCCGUGCACUACGGCAAGGAAAUCGUGCGCUUCACCAUCUACUGCCGCCAUGAGAACUACACCGACAUCCUCAAGUUCUAUGAGCUGAUUCUCAGGCGGAGCCCCAGCCAGAGGAAAACGGACUUCUGCAUCUUCCCCAUCUUCUCCAAUCUUGAUGUGGAUGUCCAGUUCUCUCUGAAAAGACUACCCUGCGACCAGACGCCAGUCCCCACCGACUCCUCCGUACUGGAGUUCCGCGUCCGGGACAUUGGCGAGCUUGUGCCUCUCCUGCCGAACCCCUGCAGCCCCAUCAGUGAGGGCCGGUGGCAGACGGAGGACCACGAUGGAAACAAGAUCCUUCUGCAGGCACAAAGGGCGCACAAGAAGGUUUUGAAACCCAGCAGAGCUCACCACUCGGAGGAAAAGAAAUCUCCUGUUUCCUCUCCAAGCAGCACAGCGCCAGCGCCAGCGGGCCUGCCUCACGGGAAUCAGCAGGGAUUCACCAGGCGUGUGGCCAGCCCUCCCAGCCACCCCUGGUCUUUCCAGAGAAGCAAGUCUUUGUUUUGUUUGCCCCUGGGAGGCCCCUCUCCAGGCUCCAUUGCUGAACCACAGUCGCUGCCAAGCACAGGUCCCCUCGGGCACAGGGCAGCAGAGUGGAGGCACGGCCAACUCCUCUCCAUUGACGACUUGGAGGGAGCUCAGGAGACCGAUGUGGACACGGGUCUGAGGCUGUCCUCCUCAGACCUCUCUGUGGUCUCUGCCUACUCGGCACCCAGUAGGUUUUGCAGCUCUGUAGAGACACACCACCCCUCAGACACAGGCGGCAGCUGCUGGCCCUCACACAAGGAUUCCAGGGAGGGACUACUGCCCACUGUGAGCACAAUGACCCCUGAGCACUCAGGGUCUUCCCUUCCUUUCUUCACCAAAGGGUCUUCCAGCUCCUCAGUGGCAUCCGUCACUGUCUCCUCCUUCACAGAGUCAUCCCAGGAGCCCUCUUGUGACAUUUCUAGCAGAGACAUCCCACCACCCCCAGCACUGGCUGGUCCUGGAGAUGGAGAAAUGGAGGAAUUCUACAUCUGA